GAAUUGUGGGAAUUUAUGUAAAAAUUAAGAUGGCAGCCGCCUGUGCGAGAACUCUCAGUAAGGUCGGCUGGCACAUUUUGGAGUCUCCACCAUGUCGUGCUGGGAAUAUUGCCUCCCUGAUUCCAAGGGUCCCGCUACAUGGAUCGAGCCGGGCCUACAGAACAGGUGGUGCAGGAUUCCGUUCCAAACUGCUUUUCAGCACACCUCUGCGCGGUGGCAGGGUCCUGGGGUGUGCAUUCCUGAUUGGAGGGGGGCUUGGCUUGUAUCAAACAAUAAAGCUCUCCGUCCAACAUCACCUUGCUGAAGAAGAUGUCAAGCCUUCUGUUGGUGGCCUGAAGUUGACCUUGUAUCAGUACAAGACCUGCCCGUUCUGCAGUAAAGUGCGAGCUUUUCUAGACUACCAUGGGCUUCCAUAUGAGAUUGUGGAGGUCAACCCUGUCAUGAGGAAGGAAAUCAAGUGGUCAACUUACAGAAAAGUGCCAAUUGUGAUGGUGAAUGAUGUGCAACUGAAUGACUCCUCAUUAAUAAUCAGUGCCUUGAAGACACGGUUGAUGAGCAAGGAUAAAACCAUCUCAGAAAUUCUGUACUGUUACCCAGAGAUGAAGGCUGUCAAUGAGAAGGGGAAAGAGGUGAUCGAGUUCAACAACAAGUACUGGGUGAUGGUGAAUGAAGCUGAAGGUCAGACAAUGUACCCUGAGAAAGAUUCCAGAAAGGAGGAGAUCAAAUGGCGUAAGUGGGCAGAUGAUUGGCUGGUGCACCUGAUCUCACCCAAUGUUUACAGGACCACUGGAGAGGCCCUGGCCUCCUUUGACUAUAUUGUCCGUGAGGGCAAGUUUGGCACUUAUGAGGGAUUCUUUGCAAAGUAUGUUGGAGCAGCUGCCAUGUUUGUCAUCUCAAAAAGACUGAAAAGUAGACACAACCUGCAGGAUGACGUGAGACAGGAUCUGUACAAGGCAGUCAAUGAGUGGGUGGUGGCCAUUGGCAAGAAGAGAAAGUUCAUGGGUGGAGACCAGCCCAAUCUGGCUGACCUGGCAGUGUAUGGGAUCCUGAGAGUGAUGGAGGGUCUUGAGGCCUGGGAUGACAUGAUGGAGAACACCAAGGUGAAGAGCUGGUACAGACGAAUGGAGAAAGCUACAAAAAGCCACAAGGGCCAAACUGACCCUGCUCUAAAUAUUGACCAGCACUAGGAGAUCUGAUUCAAUAGCACUUCCAGCCCUGACUUAAUCAGGAGAUGUGAAGAGUUAUUGCAUUAAGGAGAGAUGGGUGAAAAAAAUGCUAUACAUUUGUCCUAAGGCUCUUGUCCUCCUGACACAAUUCACAGAAAUGGACUUCUCUAGCUAAUAUGGAUUAGGCAAAAGGCCAACCUCUUGAUUUAUUUCCUGUGAAAAUGCACCCAAAUGAUCUGUGUUAAUUUGCUUGAAUAAACUUGCAGCAGCAAGCCA
This is a messenger RNA of Oncorhynchus keta (chum salmon), 1442 nucleotides long. It is a transcript of the gene ptgesl, whose product is annotated as prostaglandin E synthase 2-like. The transcript is spliced from 7 exons. Lineage: Eukaryota; Metazoa; Chordata; Actinopteri; Salmoniformes; Salmonidae. The coding region runs from base 30 to 1187 and encodes 385 amino acids. Gene Ontology annotation, cellular component: mitochondrion. Gene Ontology annotation, molecular function: prostaglandin-E synthase activity. The record is from RefSeq and is a predicted model, not a curated record.